Messenger RNA from Boeremia exigua, 6176 nucleotides. RefSeq names its product Sec23-binding domain of Sec16-domain-containing protein. Gene Ontology annotation, cellular component: ER to Golgi transport vesicle membrane; endoplasmic reticulum exit site. The coding region runs from base 204 to 6176 and encodes 1990 amino acids. The record is from RefSeq and is a predicted model, not a curated record. Gene Ontology annotation, biological process: Golgi organization; COPII vesicle coat assembly; autophagy. NCBI's taxonomy places the organism in Eukaryota, Fungi, Ascomycota, Dothideomycetes, Pleosporales, Didymellaceae. The transcript is spliced from 2 exons.
GCUGUCCCUUCGCGACCAUAGCAUACCUAUCCGAUAUCGACGCAUUGCACGCCAUGCCCCCCGUCCCCGCGGCCCAUUGUUGAUCUGCGCGCUGCCUGCCGACCGAGGAGCCACGUCUUGUUGCGCGCGACGUCUUGCGCCUGCCGUUCCGCUUCUCUGUAGAGUACUUGCAUAUACCCUUUGACGUACCGUAAUCUUGCAUAAUGGACCACGAAGACGGGCCCAACUUCUCCUACGCGUACGGCGACCGGCGGCCCUCGACCCCGGCGGCGUCGUGGAACCCCGCCCUGCGGCCCCACGCCCAGCAGCCGCCCGCAGCCGCAGCAAUGGCAGCAACACCACCGCCCGCAGCAGCAGCGACAGCAGCAGACCCACCGACAGCACCAGCCCCGGCUCCAGCACACGCACCAGCACCGCCAGUAGCAGCAGCACCGCCACCGCCCGCCCCGCAAAUACCCGCACAGUCCGAGGAGGAAGAGUCGGAAGAAGAAGAAGAGGAGGCGGAAGAGUCCGAGGAGGAGGAGGAGGAGGAAGAGGAGGAAGACGAUGAUGAGGAGGAUGAGGAUGAGGAAGAGGUUCUGCCGGCUCCAGCCAGCGUGUCCGCGCCCGCGCCUGUAGCUGUGGCGCCCGCUGCUCCUGUAGCCCCGCCUGCACCUGCGCCUGCACCCGUAGCUGUGGCUCCUGUGGCUCCUGUGGCUUCCACCCCGCCUGCACCUGCGCCUGCGCCUGCGUCUACGCCUGCGCCUGCACCCGCCCCUGCGCCCGUCUCCUCGAGUGAAGACACAUCCGAGGACGACGAAGAAGAGGAAGAAGAGGACUCAGAAGACGACGAGGAUGACGAGCCAACAGCGACCGCCACCCAGAGCGCCGUUUUCCCACCCCAGCCGGAGACGCCACUGCAGGCCAAUGCCCCCGCAGAUGCCCUAAGCGGCCUCCAUAUCCAUGGCCAGACUCCCACCCACGUCGGUCGCGGUCCAGCCGAGCCAUCCGAGUCCGAAGAGGACAGCUCUGAGGAGGAAGAAGAGUCUUCUGACGAAGAGCCUGCCCCGCAACCUGCGCCUCAACCUGUGCCUCAACCUACGUCGCAACCUACGCUCCAACCUACGCCGCAGGCUGCGCCCCAGGAACGCCCCGCUGAGAACUACGAGCACCAGGGAGAGUCCACCAUUCUGGAGGAUGCCGUCGUCGAGAGCGCGAGCGUCCCGCUGGUUGAGGACACCGAAGCUGCUGCAGAUGACUGGGCUGCUUCAGGCGACGAUCCUUUCGACCUCGGCGCACUUGCGCAGGAGCUGCCGCUCGAGACUCCGCCUGCAGAAGCAGUAGGGACCACUGUUGGCGAUGAAAUGAUUGCCAACACCUCGGUUGGAGGCAAUGCUGGAGACGAGCUCGACUGGGGCAAUACCGACGAGCAGGCAGAGGACUUCUUCGGAGCUGCAUCUCAAACAGUUCAGCCCGCGCAGCCACUGCCCGAGACACCCGGGGCCCAUGUUACGCAUGACCCAGAGGCCGCGCCAGCAGCCCAAGAUGAGUGGGACCUUGACCUCGACGACCUCGAGCUCGAUGAUGAAUUCCUGCCAGACGCCGAGGAUACCCUCGCACUGGAACUGGACGACGACGUUGGCUUCUUGGAAGACGAGCCUGAGGCUCCCGCUCAGCCGCCUGCACCCGCAUCAAGAUCUGUAUCAGGGACCGCAAACCGAUAUGCACCAGCGCAGGCCGCAGCUGCACCGGCACCGCCCGUCAACCCUUACGCCCCUACCGCUCAAUUCACCAACCUGGCCCCAGCCGCUCAACAGACGCCUGCAGCUUCUACAGGCACUCUCUACAACGGCUUUGGCCAGCCCAUUUCGCACCAGCAGCCAGCCCGACCUGCAAUGGCAAGUUCAGGACAGAGUUUUGCCGACAAGUCGAAAGGAGGCUAUGCAUCGCCUUAUGACUUACCAGACGAGAUUGUCACCACCCGGAGACGAGCAGCACCUCGCCCCACAGUCCCAGCCGCGCAGCCGACUCCACCUCCGCCACCACGAAGCAGUAGCAUAGUCUCCAGCCCAGGGCUCUCAAGGCCUUCGCUUCCACCACCCAGCGCUACCAUUGCAGGCAUGUCCCCCCCGGCUUCGAAUCAGUCAAUGCAGUCUAUGACAGGACUACCGCCCGCGGCACCCCCCAAACCUGCAGUCCCUGCGCGAGCAGCAUCUUCGGAUUUCUUUGCCGAGUUGCCGGUGACUACGAAGCCGAAGAAGCCGUCAGGGCGCUACACGCCUCAGCCACACGAGCAGGCUCAACCACAGCUCCAACAUGGACCUCCGCAGAUUCCCCACGGACCUCCACAGGCUGCUCAUGGCCCACCGCAAGCCGCUCAUGGCCCACCGCAAGCCGCUCAUGGACCGCCGCAAGCUGCUCAGAGCCCACCGCAAUACCAUCCGAAGGAACGAGCGCCCUCGUGGUCGGGUCUGCGUAACGAAGUCCUUCCAGAUUCCGGGAGCGCUCCAGGUCCAGUCCCUUUUAGGCAACCUGAGCAACUACCCAUGUUUCCCGCGCAACCUUCGGUGAAUGCAAGAGCGAACAGCUUGCCGGUCCCACCGCAGGCUCCCCCACAAUCGUCGAGAUACUCUCCCGCGCCUCCAUCAGCAGCACCAGCAAACGCUCGAUACUCGCCCGCGCCACCACCCGCACCGGGUGCUUCUUCGAGGUACUCGCCUGCUCCACCCAACGCACAAGGACAGGCCCAUGCGCGUUACGGAUCCGACCCACCUGCUGGCCCGCCACGACCAGCCUCCCAGCCAUAUGCGCCGCGAACCUCUAGCCCACUUGCGUUCCCUUCGCCGCGUCAACAAGAACAUUUCCCGCAGGCAGAAGCGUCAUUCGAUCCUGCUGCAGGCCAUCAUAUGUCGCAUUCUUUAGAAAACGCUCCACGAGCUCCUUUCAGGAGCCCGCUGGAAGGUGUCAGCGAGGUUGAGGAACGGGCAACAGCUCCCAUGUCCCAUCCACCCGCUGCCAGAUCUAGCACGCCACCUCUACGGAGUCAUCCGUCUUCCAACGUUGGCUCGCCCAGGAAGGCAGGGAAUUACACGCCGCAGUACCAGCCAUCGCCUCCUCGAUCAGAGACACUAUCACCAGCAGCCUCCAUGAAGCCCAUCACACGGACAAUGACUGCACCGUCGGAGUAUCAGGGUUCUAUUGCAGGGUUAAUGUCGCCGCCUGCUCCUGCAUACAACUCGCAGCCGGUUGCCCGAAAACCCAUGAACAGUAUCCCUCACCGGAGACAGGCAUCGCUGAGCCUGGAGUAUGAAAGCAUACAACCUGCAGAUGAACGUGCUGCCGAUCCGCUGCAACAGUGGAAAGGUACGCCCAUCUUCACAUGGGGUCUAGGAGGCACAGUGGUUACUACGUUCCCGAAAGAGAUCCCCCGCUAUGGUGGAGGCAACUCGGCGCCGAUGGUCAAGCGCAGCCCCGGCGAGGUCAGGAUACAGAGCGUCAAGGAUAUUCUACCCGAGUCGGAGGAUUUCACCAAAUUCCCGGGUCCACUCAAAUCGAAGGGCAAGAAGAAGGACGUUGUUGCCUGGCUCAGCCGCACGCUCGAAGCUCUUGAAAGCCAACGGAAAGAACCUGGGUUCGAACACUCUCUGACCGAGGACGAGCACAAGCGCUUCGGGGACAAGUACCUUCUCUGGGAGGUGUUGAGAGUAAUGGUAGAGAACGAUGGACGGCUGGAAGGCCCUACUGCAGAGGCUGCUAUCAAGAAGGCGUUUGCACCCGAGGAGGGUGAUGCAGCAGAUGCUGAAGGCUCCUUCUCAACGACAGCCGACCAUGUCGGUCGUUCAAGAGCCAACACCUUGCAGGCAGAGCCUGUUGAUCCGCGCGCCAUCGAGGACCUCCAGAAGCUGCUCACCAAGGGCGAUCGCGAGAAGGCAGUCUGGCAUGCAGUCGACCAGCGACUCUGGGGCCACGCCAUGCUUCUGUCAUCCACUCUGACCAAGGACCUUUGGAAGCAAGUCGUCCAGGAGUUCGUCCGCAAGGAGGUGAAGAAGAUCGGCGGGAAUAACCAAGCUCUUGCGGUGCUGUAUGAGGUAUUCGCAGGCAACCACGAGGAUUGUAUUGAUGAGCUUGUACCGGCCUCGGCUCGUGCUGGCUUCCAAAUGGUCAGCACAGACGGUGCGGGCGCCACACAAAACGCGCUGCAGAGCCUCGACAAAUGGCGCGAGACUGUUGCGCUGAUCCUGAACAACCGAAGUGACGGCGAUGCUGCGGCUCUGGUGUCACUUGGCCGACUUCUGGCACAGUACAAGCGCAUUGAGGCUGCCCACGUCUGCUUCAUCUUUGCGCGCGCUGUAGCACUCAUCAACGGGCCAGACGAUCCGCAGGCCGACAUCGUCCUGGUUGGUGCAAACCACAAGCAAAACCCGCUUGAGCUCGGAAUCGAGAUGGAGCCGGUCUUGCUGACUGAGGUGUACGAAUUUGCUCUGUCGCUAUCAGCCCCGACAGGUUCUUUCGUGUUACCUCACCUACAGUCCUACAAGCUUGCGCACGCCCAGCGUCUGGCUGAGUACGGAUACAGGACGGAGGCACAGGCGUACUGCGAUGCUAUCGCUGCGAGCAUGAAGGCGACCACUAAGACGUCUCUGUACUACAACACCAGCUUCCUCGGAAGCUUGGACGAACUGAGUCGACGCUUAUCUCAGUCUCCAAAGGACGGCUCGUCUUCGUGGAUCUCGAAGCCAAGCAUGGACAAGGUCAGCAGCUCUCUGCUCUCCAAGUUCAACAGCUUUAUUGCGGGAGACGAUGACGAGGCUUCUGGUAGCCCGUCCGCGGGUGCAGAAGUUGGUCCCUUUGCCAAGAUUGCUGGUAACAGCCCGGGCAUCACACCUUCUCAGUCGAGUGCAGACUUGUAUGGCGCAUACGCCGGCUAUGGAGCACCUCCAGUUCAGCCUGCAGCCCCUUCGAAUUCACGAUACGCCCCUUCAAACGCUUCCAGCUCAUACGCGCCACGGGUCUCAUCUGAGCAGCAGCGUUCGCGAUACGAGCCUGAGGGGCGACCGUCUAUGGAUUCUGUCCGUUCGGUCUCCGACACCUAUAUGCCUUCGUCGCAGCCGUCCAGUCCAUACAUGCCAGGCCAGGCCAUGCUCAGCCCAACUAGCCAGCGUUUGAUGGGUAAGACCCAGUCAUAUUCUCCGCUCCGCCCCGAGCCCAACACGGCUCUGUCAUACGGCAGCUCCUACAUGCCGACCCCACCUGCCGAGGAAUCUGUUUCCUCUCCAGCAUUUGGCGGGUUCCAGUCUCCUCAGGCUAGCUUCGAUGAUCCUGUUCCUGCUCCUGCUCCUACGAACGACGAGCAACCUUCGACUGGGUAUGAGCCAUCGUCAGGCUAUCAGCCGGAUACGCCGUCGUACACGCCCUAUGAACCGGAGCCCGAGGAGGAUGAAGAAGAAGUUCCACAGCCGAAGAAGAAGUCGAUCAUGGACGACGACGAUGACGACGACCUCGCUGCUCGCGCCUCGGCUCUCAAAAUCAGCAGCGGCAAGCCGAGUAGCAAGUCGAGUGGCAAGUCAGAUGCGGAUCGCGCAACAGACGAAGCUUUCCGCAAAGCAGCAGAGGAGGAUGCCAAGCGCGACAAGGAGGCUGCUGCCAACAAGAAGGGCUGGUUCGGUGGCUGGUUUAAGAAAGACCCGAACCUGGCACAACAGGGCCCAGGACCCAUCAAAGCCAAGCUCGGAGAGGACAGCAGCUUCGUCUACGACCCCGAGCUCAAGAAAUGGAUCAACAAGAAGGCCGGCGCCACCGAAACCACAAAGCCCGCCGCAACACCUCCCCCACCCCGCGCCGGACCCCCUGCCGCCAUCCGCAGCGCCUCCGGCAGCACACCCCCCAUCGGCCCCGGCCCGCCCUCCGCCGGCCUCCGCCCCCCUACCUCCAUGGCCCGCAGCUCCUCUAUGCCCCCGCCCAUGGGCGCCCCCUCGCGCGCCAGCACCCCCGGCGUGCCCUCGGACUCGGAGGGCCCGCCGAAACCCGCCCAGGCCCGCCCGCCGCUGGCCUCGGGCCCGCCAUCCCGGCCUGGCACCAGCAUGAGCAAUGCCAGCAGCAUCGACGAUUUGCUGGGCGCGGCGCAGCCGCGGAAAGGCGCUGCGGCGAAGAAGAAGAAGGGGGGGCGGUAUAUUGAUGUCAUGGCGCAGGGGAAUUGA